CGGAUCUUCCUGGGUUCCGGCUCCGGCUCCGGCUCCUUCCCCCGCCUACAGAGGCGGCGCUGUCCCUGACCGAGCGGCGGGAGCGAGGGUUCAGAGAUGGGCAGUGAGAAGGAGCAGAGUCCAGAGCCACACCUGCCUGAGGAAGGGGAAGGGGGUAAGUUUUGGAGAGUGGAUGACUCAGAGGGUUCUUGGAUCCCACCUGGGGAGAAGGUGCAUGGACAAGAGAGCCUAUUGGAUGAACUGCAAGAAACUCAUCCAAAAAAGCCAUGGCAGAAAGUCACUGUCCUGGCUCGAGAGCCAGGGGACACCCUUGUUCAUCCAAGGCAUGAGGCAGAUGAGAAGCCCUUUAUAUGUGCCCAGUGUGGCAAAACCUUCAAUAAUACCUCCAACCUGAGAACACACCAACGGAUCCACACCGGUGAGAAGCCUUACAAGUGUUCUGAAUGUGGCAAGAGCUUCUCAAGAAGCUCGAACCGCAUCCGUCACGAGCGGAUCCACCUGGAAGAGAAACACUACAAAUGCCCCAAGUGUCAGGAGAGCUUUCGGCGGCGCUCAGACCUCACCACGCACCAGCAAGAUCACCUAGGCAAACGGCCAUACCGCUGUGACAUCUGUGGCAAGAGCUUCAGCCAGAGUGCCACGCUAGCUGUGCAUCACCGGACCCACCUGGAGCCGGCGCCCUACAUCUGUUGUGAGUGUGGGAAGAGCUUCAGCAACAGCUCCAGCUUUGGUGUGCAUCACCGCACCCACACAGGUGAGAGACCUUAUGAGUGCGCUGAGUGUGGGCGGACCUUCAGCGAUAUCUCCAACUUUGGAGCACACCAGAGGACCCACAGAGGGGAGAAGCCCUACCGGUGCACUGUGUGUGGGAAACACUUCUCCCGGAGCUCGAAUCUCAUCCGUCACCAGAAAACUCACUUGGGUGAGCAGGCUGGGAAAGAUUCCAGCUGAAGGAAAGCCCCAUUUAGAGUGAGGGAGAGAGAGCAAGAGACCCCAACCUAGUGAAGGAAGAUCUUUAGCAUUUACUGCUGCUACCUUGACCUCAAGCCCUUCAUCCCACUUUGGAGAAUGGUUUUAUAUUGCUUCUGAAACCAGGAUCUCAGGAAAUCCUGAGAAGGGACUCUGGAGUAAAAACCCUUGCCUCUUUCUAAGUGGAUGAGGCAGUUUCUCUUAUUGGAAAGUCAGAGGACCCAAUCUUGGCCUCACUUCCUUGGGGUGAAAGAGAAAUAGGGCAGGCUCAGAACAUGCUCAAGUCAUUAAGGCAGCAGUCCCCUGGCCUUUGAGGAAGUACCUAUGAGAUGGGUGUCACUGUCUGAAAGUUCUCUAUAUUGUCGGUGAACUGCUUAGGUAUGAGUGCACUGCAGUGUCCUGCUAGUUCCCACCUGCUGUGCCCCAACUUUGCUUCUAGAUCUCUGGGCUGGGAGGUGUGGCCUUCUUGAUGGAAGGGGCCUCCUUGGUCUGGAGAAAAGAUCUGAGAUCCUGCCUUAGAAAUAAAAGGGAAACCCUCAGGGAGCCGUGACCCAGGGACCUUCACAAUCUCCCAUGUUUGUUACAUGUUAUCCCUCCCCUAACCUGCCUCUGUUUUCCCUAGAGUGAUUAGCAGUAAAACCCUUCAAUGAAAA
Cebus imitator (Panamanian white-faced capuchin) is the source of this 1622-nucleotide messenger RNA. It is a transcript of the gene ZNF691, whose product is annotated as zinc finger protein 691. The record is from RefSeq and is a predicted model, not a curated record. Gene Ontology annotation, molecular function: DNA-binding transcription factor activity; RNA polymerase II cis-regulatory region sequence-specific DNA binding. Gene Ontology annotation, biological process: regulation of transcription by RNA polymerase II. Lineage: Eukaryota; Metazoa; Chordata; Mammalia; Primates; Cebidae. The transcript has 2 exons. Bases 97 to 951 code for a protein of 284 amino acids.